GCUUCCCGUACAUUUGUUUCAUACAGACUGAACAAUUGUGGCCCCUUUAUUCUAUUCAUUAAGGUUCAGUGUAUGUUUGCCAGCCUACAUCUGCAAGGGAGUUGCAGAAAAGCCUCAUGUUCAUCGAGCCGUGAGUCACCAAUGCUUUUUAAAGCUGUUAUGAAUAUGAAAAAACAAUACUGUUUGCUUUCCAGCAGUAACUGUUUUACACAUCAUCACGCUAGUUGGUAACGUAAGAGUGAGCAGAGGGGAUACGAAGCUUCUGCCCAGGCGGGUUGUAGUACACUGAUGCUGUGCAGCCUGAGCGUCUUUCCUCAAAUCUGACUCUAAAAAAAGUAAAUAAAUAAAGGAAAGGACUCAGAUUCCUUCGCCGACGUCUUCACUUUUAUUCUUCUGUAUCAUUCCCAACUUCCUCAUUACAGGUUUGGGCAAGAAAAGCUUUUCCCUUUAAACUUUUAGAGGCUGGGACCGCAGGAGGGGUUCUGAAUGGGAGAGACCUCGCAGAGAUGAGUCGAGACAGCGGGUUAAAUUCACAGACGAGCGCGUCUGCAAAUCGCACCUGCUCAACUGCUGCCCGCAUGACAUUCUCUCUGGAACGCGCAUGGACCUUGGCGAAUGCUCUAAGAUCCAUGAUCUGGCACUGAGAGCAGACUAUGAGAUUGCGUCUAAAGAGAGAGACCUGUUCUUUGAACUGGAUGCGGUGGAUCACCUGGAGUCGUUUAUUGCCGACUGUGACCGCAGGACCGAGUUGGCCAAGAAGCGUCUCGCUGAGACACAGGAAGAGAUCAGCGCUGAAGUGGCUGCAAAGGCAGAAAAGGUUCACGAGUUGAACGAGGAGAUCGGGAAGCUGCUGGCGAAGGCUGAGCAGCUCGGGGCCGAGGGAAAUGUAGACGAAGCCCAGAAAGUUCUACAGGAGGUUGAGAAAGUCCGGACUAAGAAGAAGGAUGCAGAGGAAGAGUACAGGAACUCGAUGCCCGCCUCCAGUUUCCAGCAGCAGAAGUUGCGCGUCUGUGAGGUUUGCUCCGCCUACCUGGGUCUUCAUGACAACGACCGGCGUCUCGCUGACCACUUUGGCGGCAAACUGCACCUGGGCUUCAUCCAGAUCCGAGAGAAGCUGGAGCAGCUGAAGAAAACCGUGCAGGAAAAACAGGAGAGGCGGAACCAAGAGCGACUGAAGAGGAGGGAAGAGCGCGAGAAAGAGGAGAGGAUGAAAAAGGAGACCAAGUCGCGCAGCCGAGAACGCAAGAAGUCUCGUUCUCGUGACCGCGAUCGAGAGCGCAGGCGCCGGCGUUCCCGCUCCGCAUCACGAGAGAAGCGUCGUUCCCGUUCUCGCUCCAAAGAGCGCGACAGACGCCGGCGACACCGUUCCCGAUCCCGCUCCCGCUCGCGGCACAGCCGAGAACACUCACACAAGUCUUCACGGGACCGUGACCGCGAGAGGGACAGCAAGCACAGUUCAUCUGAGCGGAGAUCAGACGGGCUGAACGGCAGGACAGAAUCUCGCCGUCAUGAUGACAGAGAGGCUGGAGAGAUCUGAAUCAUCUCACGCUAACAUAACAAACACAAACCGCUCAUAUACAUAUACCCACUUUUUUAUUUAUCAUGUUUGCUUCGUCUGUAGUAAACUGCCCAUGCCCAGUUUCAUUAAAGUCUUUGUAGUCUUUAAUAUCUCAGUCCAGUAAGAAUUGAACCUGUCUGAUCCACUGUCCAGUGUUGAAAUGACAUUUGUUUGUGUGGAUUUUGUUUUUUUGUUUUUGUUUCUUCUCUCAAAAGUAUGUACUGCCGCUUUUUUGUUUUGCCCCUCCAUAAUGUUUUUUUUUUUUUGGGAUUGGGUUUUCAUUUUGUACUGUUUGUCCUGAAUGAAUGUGUGCAUGUUUUGCACGGAGCUCAUUCUACUUUGAAAGCUGUUCUGAGGUCAGUUUAAACGCCCUUUCUUUAAAUUAGCUGCAGUAUUUCCCCAUAGAGAGAGACUGAGCUCAUUCACUCUUUGUUCCAGUAGCAGAGGUGUAGGAGUUUAAUCAAUCUAAACAAGUGAAUCCAUGGCAUAUUGUUUCAGAAUUACUAUGUACAUGAUCUUUUAUAAUGCUGUUUUGAUUUCAUGUUGUCCUGAUCAAAGUGCAUUAAAUGGUUUUAUGAAUUUAAA
Molecule: messenger RNA, 2143 nt
Organism: Rhinichthys klamathensis goyatoka
Lineage: Eukaryota; Metazoa; Chordata; Actinopteri; Cypriniformes; Leuciscidae
Gene: luc7l
Product: LUC7-like (S. cerevisiae)
Exons: 10
Coding region: 602-1537 (311 amino acids)
Biological process (GO): mRNA splice site recognition
Cellular component (GO): U2-type prespliceosome; U1 snRNP
Molecular function (GO): mRNA binding
Source: RefSeq, a predicted model, not a curated record